This is a messenger RNA of Vigna umbellata (rice bean), 1049 nucleotides long. RefSeq names its product transcription factor bHLH51-like. The record is from RefSeq and is a predicted model, not a curated record. Lineage: Eukaryota; Viridiplantae; Streptophyta; Magnoliopsida; Fabales; Fabaceae. Gene Ontology annotation, biological process: regulation of DNA-templated transcription. Gene Ontology annotation, molecular function: DNA-binding transcription factor activity; protein dimerization activity.
AACCAUUUUCAUCUGACCCCAUUAAAGGUCAUUCCAUAUCACACCAAUCACCAUAAAGAUAAGAAGAAGAUCGCCCAUUAAGCAAACAGUGUCAAUGAAUGGGAAAUAAAAGGCUCACAAAGCCAGGCACAGGCAUUAGAAUAUGGUCUCUGAUUAUGCAUAUGGAAAGUUACCACUAUUCUGGUUGGCCUCUUGCUACCAACAUGGCUCAGUGCAAUUCUGCACCAAACAGUGAUCAAUUAUCUCCUUUUUCAGUUCCAACAACUCAAACACCCCCUCUUGCUUCUGACCCUCAAUCUCUUCAGUUUACUGAGUUCCCUUUGUGGCCUGCAACCAUUGCAGAAGAUAGAGUUGCCAGUGCUUCAAAGAGUCAUAGCCAAGCAGAGAAAAGGCGCAGGGACAGAAUCAAUGCACAGCUUGCAACUCUCAGAAAACUCAUUCCCAAGUCUGAUAAGAUGGACAAAGCAGCAUUACUAGGGAGUGUGGUAGACCAUGUGAAAGAUCUAAAGCGAAAAGCGAUGUGUGUGAGCAAAGGCAUCACUGUUCCAAGUGAAACUGAUGAAGUAACAAUUGACUUCCAGGAAGCCGAAGAUGAAAGCUACAAAAAAGUGAAGAAAUUGAAGGAGAAGAUGAUAAUCAAAGCUUCAGUUUGCUGUGAUGAUCGACCAGAAGUGUUCCCUGAGCUGAUCGAAGUUCUGAAAGGGUUGAGACUGACAGCAGUUAAGGCUGACAUAGCCAGUGUUGGUGGCAGAAUCAAAAGCAUAUUGGUUCUUUGUUCAAAGGACAGUGAAGAGAACAGUGUUUGCCUCAGCACUCUCAAACAAUCACUUAAAUCAGCUGUCAACAAAAUUGCUUCGUUAUCUGUGGCCACUAAUUGUCCCACCAGAAGUAAGAGGCAGAGGUUCUUCUUCCCUUCUCAUUACCUACAACAACCAUAAUUCAUCACUGCCAUUUUCUUUUUCGUUUUUUUAUUCUUAGGAUGCCUUCUGUCACUAUAUGACAUUGUUUUAUUUUUUUUUCAACAUUUCUUUAUCUUCAACAUAUAAUAU